UAGGAGCUGGAAGCACCCUGGGAUCCUUUUGCUGGUGCCUACAGUCAGCUCUGCCUCUCAAGUGGGGAGAAACAUGACUGCAGGUUCUCCCUAAUUCUUCUGCUGGCCAUCCCCACCUUCUCCCACUUACGUGCUCCCUCCCCAAACACACGCUCACCUAUCAUGGCUAUGCCCUACCCUUUCACCAGCCUCCUCCUCCUCCUCCUCCUUGUUGUGCCCCUUUCCCAGGCUGCAAAACAGUCCCCACUGCCCCUUGGCUCCCUGCCUGCUGUCCCUACCCUGCCCCUCCUGCAGGCCCUGCAAAUGCGGGCUCCAGGCAGCCCAGGCUGGCAAGUGGGGCCAGCAAGUGGGCAGCCCCUGCGCUACAUGCUGAAUCUGUACCGGCGUGCUGCUGACCGCGAAGGCCGACCUCGCCGCAGCCGCAGCUUGGGCACCAACACCGUCCGCCUGGUCCAGGCCAGUUCCCGUGGGGGUCAGACCUGGGCAGGUCGCUGGUACUUGCAGGCCCUCACCUACCAUCUGGAGGGCCAGACAGAGGCCGAGCACCUCCUCAGAGCCACUGUGGUCUACCUGCCCAGUCUGUCACUGGCCCAUGGUCGUCUCCUCUGUGCUCUGGAGCUGGUGGUGGCUGGUGAGGCGUCCAGGGUGCUGCUCAGCCCUACUGCUCGUCCUCGUCAUGGCUGGGCCGAAGUUGACAUCACCCCUUACUUGGCACUGGGGAACAGCAGCGUGGGGAGCCUGGCACUGCGGCAUGUCUGUGUGCGUGCUGGCCGAGCAGGAGGCCAUGACGCCCCGGUGGCCCCUGGCCACCCUUUCCUCCUUCUCUACCUUAACGAUACCCAGGCAGGGUUGGCACCUCCGGCAGCAGAGCCCCACCGACACCGACGUGAUACAGGGACGUUGGCUCAUGACCUGCCCAACUACCUGCGGGAGCAGGGAGGGGAGAAGAGUGACUGUUCCCUCCACUCCUUCCCUGUCAGUUUUGCACAGCUGGGCUGGGACCACUGGAUCAUUGCUCCUCACCGCUACAACCCGCGCUACUGCAAAGGCACCUGUCCCCACCUGCUUCGCUAUGACUACCAUGCACCCAACCAUGCUGUGGUGCAGAGCUUUGUUCAUCAGCUUGUGGAUGGCAAUGUGCCCCGGCCCUCCUGUGUGCCUUACCGCUACAGCCCCAUCAGCGUCCUCAUGAUUGAGCGCAAUGGAGCCAUACUGUACAAGGAGUACGAGAAUAUGAUUGCGGAGUCCUGCACUUGCCGGUAA
Poecile atricapillus (Black-capped chickadee) is the source of this 1263-nucleotide messenger RNA. RefSeq names its product bone morphogenetic protein 15 (gene BMP15). Bases 163 to 1263 code for a protein of 366 amino acids. NCBI's taxonomy places the organism in Eukaryota, Metazoa, Chordata, Aves, Passeriformes, Paridae. Gene Ontology annotation, molecular function: growth factor activity; cytokine activity. Gene Ontology annotation, biological process: SMAD protein signal transduction; BMP signaling pathway. The transcript is spliced from 2 exons. The record is from RefSeq and is a predicted model, not a curated record. Gene Ontology annotation, cellular component: extracellular region.